AUGUGGACAGAAGUCGGGAAGCUUGUGCUAUUACAUCUGCUGCUCAUGGAGCUCCAUUGCGUUAAAGGAACUCAUACAGAAUCGGAGUGUGAAGACGGGCAGUUUCAGUGCAAGAACGGAAGGUGCAUCCCAACCCUGUGGAGAUGCGAUGAUGAUGAUGAUUGCUCAGACAGCAGCGACGAGGAGAAUUGUCCAAAGAAGACGUGUGCGACCACAGACUUUGCCUGUAAGAAUGGACAGUGUGUUCCAGCUAGGUGGCGCUGUGAUGGAGAGCCAGAGUGUGCAGACGGUUCAGACGAGGCUGAUGCAAUCUGCAGCCGACAGACCUGUCCCCCGGAGAAGUUUGACUGCGGAGGAGCUGCCAGCAAAUGUGUUUCGUUGUCAUGGAGAUGCGACGGAGAAAGGGACUGUGAGAAUGGGGCAGAUGAAGAACAGUGUGCCGCAGAUGCCAAAGCUUGUCCAUCCAAGGAUUUCCAAUGCCGUAACGGGAAGUGUCUGGCACCAAUCUACGUCUGUGAUGGCGACGACGACUGUGGGGAUGCCAGUGAUGAGGAGAAGUGCUCGGCUCCCACCUGCGGCCAGCACGAGUUCCGCUGCAAUGACUCUGAGUGUAUCCCAGCGCUGUGGAGCUGCGACGGUGACCCGGACUGCAAGGAUAAGUCAGAUGAGUCCAUGGAACGCUGCAGCAGGAGGACUGAGCCCCAGAAACCUCGCUGCCCGGUGGGCGAGUUCCAGUGCGGGAGCGGCGAGUGCGUCCACAUGAACUGGAAAUGUGAUGGAGACGCCGACUGCAAGGAUAAAUCUGAUGAAGCAAACUGCCCCCUGCUUACAUGUCGACCUGAUGAGUUCCAGUGCGGUGAUGGUUCCUGUAUCCAUGGCUCCAAACAGUGUAAUAAAGUUCACGACUGUCCGGACUACAGUGAUGAAGCUGGCUGUGUCAACACUACAAAGUGUGAUGGGCCAAAAAAGUUCCGCUGUAAGAAUGGGGAGUGUAUUGACAGCAGCAAGGUGUGUGAUAAUAUGAAAGACUGCAAGGACUGGUCUGAUGAACCUAUGAAGGAGUGUGGCUUGAAUGAGUGUGCAGACAACAAUGGUGGCUGCUCCCACAUCUGCAGGGACCGGAGAAUUGGUUAUGAGUGUGACUGUCCCUCUGGGUACAAACUCUUGGACAAAAAGACUUGUGGAGACAUAGAUGAAUGUGAGAACCCAGAUGCCUGCAGUCAGAUCUGCAUCAACUACAAAGGAGAUUAUAAGUGCGAGUGCUACGAAGGAUACGAGAUGGACCCUGCCUCUAAGACCUGCAAGGCCGUGGGAAAGAGCCCGUACCUGAUGUUCACCAACCGCCAUGAGAUCCGUCGUAUUGACCUGCUGAAGAGUGAAUACACCCAGGUGGUUCCCACGCUGAAGAACGCCGUGGCCCUGGAUGUAGACGUGUCCAUUAACAAGAUGUUCUGGUGUGAUCUAUACCAUCAGAAAAUAUACAGUGCUUACAUCAACAAGGCGAGUGACUCUUCGCAGCAGGUGACACUCAUCGACUCUCUCCACUCCCCCGAGGGCCUGGCCGUCGACUGGGUUCACAAGAACAUCUACUGGACCGACUCGGGCAAUAAGAGCAUCUCUGUCGCAACGGGAGACGGACGGAAGAGGAAAGUGCUGAUAGCCACUGAGCUGAGCGAGCCGCGGGCCAUCGCAGUGGAUCCACACCAAGGGUUUAUGUACUGGUCUGACUGGGGAGGUCAGGCCAAAAUUGAGAAGGCUGGGAUGAAUGGAGUGGACCGACAGAUUCUGGUGUCUGAACACAUCGAGUGGCCCAAUGGAAUAACCCUGGACUUGUCCAACAGACGCCUGUACUGGGUGGACUCCAAGCUGCACCUGCUGUCCAGUGUGGAUCUGAAUGGAGACAACCGCAAAGUGUUGCUGUCCUCCCAUCACCAUUUGGGACACCCCUUUGCUCUCACUGUCUUCGAGGAUCGUGUAUAUUGGACAGACUUGGAGGAUGAAGCGAUAUACAGCGCCAACCGUCUGACGGGGCAUGAUGUGGCGAAGGUGGCAGAGCACCUCAACAACCCCCUGGACCUGGUGGUGUUCCAUGAACAGAGGCAGCCCAAAGCCCCAGACACCUGUAACAUGGGAAGUCUGCCUAACGGUGGCUGUGAGUACCUCUGUCUGAAGGCCCCUCAGAUCACAGACCACUCUCCCAAGUACACCUGUGCCUGCCCUGACGGCAUGGAGCUGGGACCAGAUAUGAGGCGCUGCGCUAUAGUUCGACCCAGAACAACCACGACGACGGCCGCUCCCACCACCACCCCUACCACCACCACCCCCACCACGACAACCCCCACCACAACCACUAGAACAAGCACUACAGCAACUAGCACAACUGUAGACACCACCACAACCCCACCCACAACAAUCAUCACCACUACUACUGCUGCUGCUGCUGCUACCACACUCAGACCCACGGUCAGGCGUCUGACGACACCGCAACGUCCUCAGACCCCCAGGAGCACCUCCACCGAACAUCCUCGGAUCCCUACUGCCACGAGUACAGAGACGACCAGCCUCAGCAGCACCAGGCAGACGUCUACAUCCACGCACACACCUCUAUUGGGCCCACUAGCCCCCAACAGCAUUCAGAGAGAGAGCAAUGCCAACCUUUCCCACAGAGCUGCAAGUGAUCACUACCUCAUAGGUAACAACAUCACAGUAGCUGUUCUGGGGAUAGUCAUUCCUAUCGUCCCUAUCCUUGCCACAGUGGUCAUCGGAUUGCUCUGCACCGGCGGAUACCUGGUUUGGCGCAACUGGCGGCGCAAGAACACCAAGAGCAUGAACUUCGAUAACCCUGUUUACCGCAAAACCACGGAGGACGACGACGACGAAAUCCACAUCGGGCGACACAGCGAGUCCAUCGGUCACGUCUACCCAGCAGUGAGUGGCAGCCACAGUCAGCCAUUCAUAGCGCUACCUCUGGGGGGCGGCAUUACAGACAGCAACUCUCACUGGUACUCAGGGGCACCUAUGCUCUCCAGCGGCAAAUGA
Scomber scombrus (Atlantic mackerel) is the source of this 3039-nucleotide messenger RNA. RefSeq names its product low density lipoprotein receptor-related protein 8, apolipoprotein e receptor (gene lrp8). Lineage: Eukaryota; Metazoa; Chordata; Actinopteri; Scombriformes; Scombridae. Gene Ontology annotation, molecular function: calcium ion binding; protein binding. Bases 1 to 3039 code for a protein of 1012 amino acids. The record is from RefSeq and is a predicted model, not a curated record. The transcript has 18 exons.